Torulaspora globosa is the source of this 318-nucleotide messenger RNA. It is a transcript of the gene YRA1, whose product is annotated as RNA-binding protein YRA1. The transcript has a single exon. The record is from RefSeq and is a predicted model, not a curated record. Lineage: Eukaryota; Fungi; Ascomycota; Saccharomycetes; Saccharomycetales; Saccharomycetaceae. Bases 1 to 318 code for a protein of 105 amino acids.
AUGGCAAACAUCACUUUCAAAAAUGGCGAAAUGGCCAAGAAGGCCGUGGCCAAGUUCAACGGCGCGCCAAUCGAUGGCGGCAGAUCCAGACUAAGAUUGAACUUGAUCAUCGAUCCAACACAACGACCAGCACGGUCGCUAUCGGAGAGAAUCAGGGCAGUUGCUCCAAAGAACGUGAAGCCCACCAGUGCGAAGAAGGGUCCAACUAAGAAGGCUGCUUUGGCCAAGAAGCAAAAGCAACAGAAGCCUAAGCAACCAAAGAAAAGUCUGGAAGACCUUGACAAGGAAAUGGCUGACUACUUCGAAGAGAAGCAGUAA